Molecule: messenger RNA, 2697 nt
Organism: Camellia sinensis
Lineage: Eukaryota; Viridiplantae; Streptophyta; Magnoliopsida; Ericales; Theaceae
Product: homeobox protein BEL1 homolog
Biological process (GO): regulation of DNA-templated transcription
Molecular function (GO): DNA binding
Source: RefSeq, a predicted model, not a curated record
AGAGAGAGAGAGAGAGAGAGAGAGAGAGAGAGAGAGAGAGAGAGGCAUAUAUAUGUACAACAAAUGAUGGAGGUCAUCCGCACCAGCACCAACCCCUAUCUGAUGAUGAUCUUUUAUUUCUUCAUCUUCCUUCCUAGGUUGGUUUUCAUGGCACCAUGUCAUGUUGGUUCAUUAAGAGUACAAGUCUGAGAAGAAAAAAAAAACAAAACAAAAGGGAGGCCCAGUUCUCCCCACCACCACCAUCUCCUCCUCCUCCUCCUCCUCCUCCACCAUCUAGUGACCACUCUCCUCCAAUUGCAGGGCCACUAAAUACCAGAAUAUAGAGCCACACAAAGGCAAGGAAAACAACAUCAAGAAAGAACAAGAAAAAGAAAGCAGAGAACAAGUAGAUUUGUGCUACAUAUGACUUGUCAAGGUGGUGAAGAGAAACCCAGAAACAUGGCCUCAUCUUCUGGCUAUUGUUACUCUGAUGUCUCAUCUACUAACCCAAACAUUCAAUCCCAUGAUCUGUUGAACCACGAGUUACAAUUACAAAGCUUUGAGUCCAACAACGCAGAGAUCUACAACUUGACCACAGGCAUGGAGAUGAUAGGGUUUCCUCCACCAAAGAAUCAUGACACCGACACCAACUCCGCCAUGUGGAAAGGCUUCUUCGCCAAAACCAGCGGUGGCGGUGGUGGUGAUGGGUUCAACAAGCCCGAUUUCACACCCGGGGUGUUAUCGGAUAGUGAGAAUUUGAUGGUUGCUUCAGAAUCAACAGCUUGGCAUGAGCAAAACAGAUUCAUUGUUGAUGAUUCAUCUAUGAGGUGUGUGUUUCCAUGUGAAGGAAAUGAAAAGCCAAGCCAAGGACUCUCACUCUCGCUCAGUUCAACCAAUCCUUCAACUAUUGGGUUACAGUCCUUUGAACUCAGACAACAAGAAGAUGAUAGAUCAUCUGAUGGGUUAAUCUUUGCCAAAUCCAUGAAUUUUCAGCAACAUCAACACAUGAUUCAAGAUGGGUAUUUGGGAAAAGAUUCAAAUCUUGAUCAUCAUCACCGUCACCAUGGGGCGUUUCAGAUCAGGAAUUCAAAGUACUUGGGUCCUGCUCAGGAGCUUCUGAAUGAGUUCUGUAACCUUGGAACAAAGCAAACAGACCCUAAACCAAAGAUAAAGCCACCCCACAAAACUAGUCAGUGGCAGGAUGAGAAUAUAAGCAGUUCUUCUUCCAAAAAGCAGACUUUGCAUACCCUUGAACUCCUGGAGUUGCAGAAACGAAAAGCAAGACUGUUUUCAAUGCUUGAAGAGGUGGGCAGAAGAUACAGACACUACUGUGAUCAAAUGAAGGCCGUGGUGUCAUCUUUUGAGGCAGUGGCGGGCAAUGGGGCUGCAGUGGUUUACUCAGCGUUAGCUUCGAAGGCCAUGUCAAGGCAUUUUAGGUGUCUGAGAGAUGGGAUUGUGGGUCAGAUUCGGGUCACCAAGAAGGCCAUGGGGGAGAAUGAUACUAAUGUUGUGCCGGGGGGCACGAGAGGUGAGACGCCGAGACUUAGGGUUCUUGAUCUGAGUUUGAGACAACAGAGGGCUUUUCAGCAGAUGAGCAUGAUGGAGAGUCAUCCAUGGAGGCCACAACGUGGGCUACCAGAGAGAUCGGUGUCGGUGCUUCGAGCUUGGCUAUUCGAGCAUUUUCUACACCCGUACCCAAGUGAUGUGGAUAAGCACAUUUUAGCCCGCCAAACAGGCCUUUCAAGAAGCCAGGUAUCAAAUUGGUUCAUUAACGCAAGAGUGAGGCUAUGGAAACCCAUGGUGGAAGAGAUGUACUUCGAAGAAACAAAAGAACAACAACAUAACAACAUCAACGUGGCCUCCUCAGAUGACAACAACAAUGGCCGGAUCCCUGACCAAACCCAUCCCGACGAUCGAAAACCCACACCAAACCAAGUCGUUCAGAUCGAUUCCGAGUGUCUCUCUUCCAUCAUCAAUAACAACCCAGAAAAAAAUGACACAAAUCACACUAAAAACCCUCCAAAUCAGCCGCCUCACCACCCCCACCACCCCCACCACAGUUUUGGUAGAGUCGCCGACACGUUUAGUGCUGCGGAGUUGAACUUCUCAACCUACAACCACCAGGGUGGUGGUGGUGGUGGUGGUGGUGUGACUUUGACGUUGGGAUUGCAGCAGCACGGUGGGGGUGGGGUGAGCUUAGCGUUCUCGCCGCCAUCUCAAAACUCUCUUUUCUAUGGUAGAGAUCAUAUGGAAGAAUGCCAGCAAGUUCAGUAUUCAAUCUUGGAUGGUGAAGUUCAGAAUUUGCCUUACAGGAAUUUAAUGGGUGCGCAAUUGCUUCAUGACCUGGCUGGAUAGAAAAAAGUUGACAAGAAAAGCAUUGAUCCGAAGCUAAUAUCAGACAACAUCAAUUGAUAUAUUGAUCAUGAAUGUUCAUAUCAAAAGUCGAAAAUACUAAUACGUAUCGAUCGGUGUUUAAAAUCAGGUGAUGAUGUUUGAUGAUAGUAGAUAACCAAUUGGGGGAGCAGAUAGAAAGUGUUUGAUACAAUUAUAUACAUAGAACUAUAUAUAGUAGUUAACUAGAUAUAUAUACAUACAAUGAUAGUUACUUUCAUGGCUGGUAGUUAGUUAAUUCCCAUGCUUUUUUUAGUUGGAAGUUGGAACUAUAUUUUGUUUACUCUGAGGUUGAAUAUUGGAAUUUCCGUUGAUUUGAUGCAAGAA